This is a messenger RNA of Agelaius phoeniceus (red-winged blackbird), 1503 nucleotides long. It is a transcript of the gene PBLD, whose product is annotated as phenazine biosynthesis like protein domain containing. Gene Ontology annotation, cellular component: cytoplasm. The record is from RefSeq and is a predicted model, not a curated record. NCBI's taxonomy places the organism in Eukaryota, Metazoa, Chordata, Aves, Passeriformes, Icteridae. Gene Ontology annotation, biological process: biosynthetic process. Gene Ontology annotation, molecular function: isomerase activity.
UGGGUAAAACAGGUUAGAGAGCACCUGGCAGAGCGCAGCCUGCGGCUAAACAGGUGCACACGACAAUGCAGAUUCCAAUUUUUACGGUUGAUGCAUUUACAAACCGGCCGUUUUCUGGAAAUCCUGCGGCAGUUUGUCUGCUUGAAAAUGACCUGGAUGAAGAUUUGCACCAAAAAAUUGCAGCAGAAAUGAACCUUUCAGAAACAGCUUUCAUCAGAAAACUGAAACCUGGAGAUGACUUUACCAAAAGCUCCUGCUUUGGGCUCAGGUGGUUCACCCCAGCCAGUGAAGUUCCUCUCUGUGGUCAUGCUACUCUUGCAUCAGCUGCUGUGUUAUUUCACGUACAAAAAAAUACAAACUCAGUUCUCACGUUUGUGACACUGAGUGGGGAAUUAAAGGCCAGACAAGUGAAAGAUCAUAUUGUCCUGGACUUGCCACUUUACACAGCCUACCCCCAGGAACUUAAGGAAGUAGAAGAAUUAAUAAAGGCAGCUGUUGGUGACAUGGUUGUCCAAGACAUCCGUUACUCUCCCGACACAAAGAAGCUCCUGGUCCGCCUCAGUGACACUUAUGACAGGUCUGUGUUGGAAAACUUGAAAGUGAAUGCCCAACACUUUUUGUCAGCUGAAAAGACAGGAAAAUUGAAAGGACUCAUACUCACUGUUAAGGGAAAUUCCAGUGGAAAAGGCCAUGAUUUUUACUCCAGAUAUUUUGCACCUUGGGUUGGAGUUCUGGAAGACCCUGUUACAGGAUCUGCUCAUGCUGUUUUAAGCAGCUACUGGUCAGAGCAGCUGGGGAAGAAAGAAAUGCUUGCGUUUCAGUGCUCCCGCCGUGGAGGAGAGCUGAAGAUUUCUGUGCGCGGUGACGGCAGAGUGGACAUUGCAGGGCAAACGGCUGUGGUGUUAAAAGGAAACCUGACUUUCUGAAAGAACUGCCACCAGUCUCCCUCUGCUCUCACUAAUCACUAAUCUUUAUGUUACUCUGAUUAUGCUGAUUUUAUCUUAGCUCUAGGCAGUGAAUUACUGCUGUUCUCAAAAUCUUUUAUUACUCAUUGGCCAUUUUUAAAAAUUGCUUGAAAGUAUUCACUUCUGAUCUUCAAGAUCCUUGGUAUUCUUCACUUCCAUCUUGCCACUUCCUGUGUGCCCUGACCAAUGAAAAUGUUUGAGUACAGCUAUCUUGUUUUUCUGCCUUUAAAUGAUUCUUCUCUUUAUUUCCAAAUUCUAUGUUGAAAUCCCUUACUGCUUCUUGGAUUAAACUGUAAGCAUCUGUUUGAUAAUCAAACUUUUCCCAUGUAGAUAAUUUUUCAUGAAAUCUGAAUUAAUUUUUUUAAAAAAGUGUAUUUUCUUGGCUAUAUAUUAAAAUGGCAGCCAUGUUCACUGACUUACUUGAAUUAAAAUAUGAAAAAAUAGAAAUGGUUUAGAAACGUGCCUUGUGGUUCUCUUUUAUGAACAGUAUUUUUUGAAGUCAAAUGGUAUUGCCUUUGAUCAUAGCACUGCUGCUUAG